Diatraea saccharalis (sugarcane borer) is the source of this 624-nucleotide messenger RNA. The record is from the annotation of a GenBank genome assembly. Lineage: Eukaryota; Metazoa; Arthropoda; Insecta; Lepidoptera; Crambidae.
AUGCAGCAGGGGUUAAACAGUACCAUUCACAAAACGAUAAAUGCGGUACCAAGCGAAGUGUUUUUCGGUUACCGACUUCGCACUGAUAGUGAUAGUUUAGCACCUCAGCUUGAUGAUGAACCUAUAUUAGAUGUGGAUGUGACAACACUGCCCGCGCGCACGCGGGCGAGCCCGGGGCAUGGGGUGAAGAGGAGGAGGAGCGCGGCGAGCAACGGUAUAUCAGCUGUUCAAGCAAGAAAAACCGUUACGCACCGUCCAACGGACAUCGAUUUGUUAGCGGGACGAAUACCAGCUUAAGAGUAGUCUUCCGAUCAAGAUCGCAAGGUGGAUCAUCUACGCAUUCUACCCGGACAAGAUGGCAUCGCUAGAGUCGCCGACAUCAAAACUAAAAAGGGCAUCAUCCGCCGGGCCUUCAACAACAUCUGCCCGCUGCCAAUCACUAGUGUUGAAGACACUUCAAGGCGGCGAGUCUAUGGAUGUGACAACACUGCCCGCGCGCACGCGGGCGAGCCCGGGGCAUGGGGUGAAGAGGAGGAGGAGCGGAGCUCGGCACCGACCGAGGGCCGCGACAACGUCACGACACACUCGCUCCAUGACCGCACGAGACACCGCGCGGAUACAUAG